Messenger RNA from Diversispora eburnea, 1881 nucleotides. The record is from the annotation of a GenBank genome assembly. NCBI's taxonomy places the organism in Eukaryota, Fungi, Glomeromycota, Glomeromycetes, Diversisporales, Diversisporaceae.
AUGGCUAAAACAAACGAUAGCAUUCUUGAUGGUUUGAAUAAUGAUGGUACAUCAGCAGACGACCAGCAAGAAAAUAUUUGGUCUUCAAUUCUAAAAGGAGUAGCAUCUUCUAAGAUUGUUCCCACCAAAAGUUUACUGAUUCUAGGUGAUAGAGAGUCUGGAAAAUCUACUCUCAUCAGACACCUUAAAGGCGAAGAGGAUGAAGACGUUUAUGAAGCAAAUGGCAGUGUUUCAAAAAGCGUAGGCACUGACACUGAUGAUUUGGUUAAUCAAAAACUUUCUCAUAACGACUUGGCACUGAGUUAUACCUUUGUAGAAGUGAAAGAUGACGAUGCAGAAGACACACUUGCUCGUCUCGGAUUAUACCAAUUAGCAGGCUCACAAGAAGCCUAUCAAUCUCUCCUUCGUUUCGCACUUAAUUCUUCAACUCUUCCAGAUUCCCUUGUAGUCAUUGUUUUGGAUUGGGCUCGUCCGUGGACUUUUGUUGAAACCUUACAACGAUGGGCUAAAUUCCUUGAAAAAGGUAUUGAGAAUAUAAAAACAGAAGGUGCUGUGGGUGCUAAAGAUGGAUGGACUAAAGGAAAAGCUGUUGUUGACGAAAUGAAAGAAGCUCACACAAAUACCACAAAUGGAACAGGAGCCUCUUCGGCCGAAGCAGAAACUGUUGCAUUGCCUUUAGGCCCUGGUACACUGGUCACAAAUUUGGCUGUACCAUUGGUGGUUGUUUGUACCAAGUCUGAUAAUGUCUUUACAUUAGAAAGAGAAAAGGACUAUAAAGAAGAACAGUUCGACUUUAUACAGCAAAGUUUGAGAACGAUUUGUCUUAAAUAUGGUGCCGCACUCUUUUAUACAACUACGCGACAACCUAAAACGUUCAUCAACCUCCGUAAAUAUAUUCUUCAUCGACUUCUCGGAACUAUGGCAUCCCACAGUGAUACAAAGUCUUAUGUUUUUAAUAUUGAACCAACAUUUGUUGACCGUGAUACAGUAUUAGUCCCCGCUGGGUGGGAUUCUUGGGGCAAAAUUGGUGUUCUAAGAGAAGGAUUUGAUUGUAAUGGAUUGCUCAAAGGAUGGGAUUUAGAUGUUACUGGCAAAGCUGAACAACUAGAGGGAGAUAAUGAUCAUGUCGAUGAAAUUCUCAGCGCUCGGAAAGUAUUUGAAGAUGUCGUGAAACACGUUGAAAAUGAGAAGGAAUUCUUUGCUCGUCAUGUUGAAACCUUAAAACAAGCCAAUAGUGAACGUCCACCAUCAGUUGUUGGACCAAUGGGUGCACCUCAAUAUACAUAUGUGAAUCUUGGUGAAGAAAUUCCGGAUCUCGAUGUUGCUCCAGUUCCCAAUUUACAAAAUUUACCUGCCAAACCAAUCAGAAGCAAAUCAACUCCCGCAACUUCUUCUCCGCCUCCUGGUCAACUUACAAAUGGUAAUACACCAACAGUUCCAAAUGGAACAAAUGGAACCUCUUCUCAAAACGAAGUUCUUGCAAACUUCUUCCAAGCUUUACUUACUAAGAAAGCAACUCAAACAUCUACUAAUACGGGAUCUUCACAAGAAACACCCCCGAAUGAUGUACAAGGCGGUAUGAUUAAUAAUAAAUCUCCCAAUCCAUCAAGAAAGACAGUGAAAAAGGAAUUAGAUAAAUUGAGAGGGAUACCUAGCAAUACUGCAGUUAGUACGGCUGCCAACAGCCCCUUGAGAACUGACGGCCAUGAAGAGGUAGAGGACGAUGAGGAAAAUAUAGAAGAGAAAGAAAAAGAGGGGUUUAAGGACGAGUACUUGGAGAAAGAUUUUUUGCUCAGAUUGGAAAACGAAAUCGAAGACUUUGGAAACGGAAUGCAAUACCAGAGAAAGAAGGAUAUUAAAGUCUCAGCAGAUUCAAAAUAA